Somion occarium is the source of this 637-nucleotide messenger RNA. NCBI's taxonomy places the organism in Eukaryota, Fungi, Basidiomycota, Agaricomycetes, Polyporales, Cerrenaceae. The record is from the annotation of a GenBank genome assembly.
UUCCUUCAAGGUCUCUUCUAUAACUUCAUGACUGAGCAACAUUCAAAUCCAACGUCUCGUGAUGGCAGUUUAGUCUUCCGACGGAUUUUUUCCCCGCCCAUUCUACUCGUGCACCCCAAAGGCUCCCUCAAAAGAUAUAUACAUAGAUGCGGGCCUUCUCUCCGUGGUCUAGCCACGAUUCUCAAACGCUCUAGCAGCGUCUCAACUUACUCCUGCCCACCGAUUCUUUCCACUUGUGACCUUCAAAGAAACAUCGAAGGGUGCCACUGCGACAUCCGAAACAUGGAUGGCCCAGAAUACAAUCACCACCACAAGAUCACAUACGUUCUUGAUGUGGCGAUCUCAUUCGCCCUGGGGUUCCGGCGCAGAUGCUUAUCAUCCGUAUUCUCACAUUAACAUAGAGGACGCCUCUAUCACUAUUCCCCUAAUACUGAACUACUCAAUGCAGCAAGGAUUUUAUCUGCUCCCUUCGAAUGCUCAUGAUGGGGGAAUGUGCGAGGAAAGAUGAUGGACAUUCAUGUCACGUAAUUUCAGUCCAUUUUAUUUGCCUAAACGCCGCGUGUCUUGAAACCCGUGAACUAGCUCCAAGUGGUCCCAAAAUGUUGAAAUUCAAACAUAGCAUAUGUACAUUUGUGAC